AUGACAAAGGAAAGAGUUGCCUUCCUUGGACCGGUGUCCUCGUAUUCACAUCAGGCUACGCUAGGAUGCUUCCCCGAAGCCGACUAUGAACUUGUCCCCGUGGUGACAAUUAGAGAUAUCUUCGAAGCUGUGCAAUCUGGAACAGCCUCACGAGGUGUUAUCCCGUUCGAAAACUCCACGAAUGGCUCCGUAGUCUUCACGCUCGACCUCUUCGCAGACAGAGAGCUGUCAUACCCCGACAUAUCCGUGUGCGGCGAGAUAUAUCAAGAUGUCCAUCACUGUCUUUUGGGUCAUAAAUCGAGUUCUCUACCACAGAAUACAGACGGCGCCUCUACCCCGACGCCUGCUGUGCCCAAGCCAUUGGAGCCGCGGACGCAGCCGUUGUCAAGCUUAGACAAGAUCCAACGGAUAUACUCCCACCCACAGGCAUUCGGACAGUGCGAACUAUUCCUAGGGGCAUAUCUCAAGGGCAUCGAGAGGAUCGAUGUCACUUCUACGAGCAAGGCGGCGGAGUUGGUAAAGGCAGACACAACUGGGACGAGCGCCGCUAUCGCAAGCGAAGCAGCAUCAGUUGUUCACAAGCUAGAUGUGCUUGCGAGAAACAUAGAAGAUACGGUGGACAAUACUACUCGAUUCUUCGUCCUGAGAAAGGGCUUAGAGAACGACAAAGUGGACGAAGCGGGUCUAUUCGCCCAAGCUGGAGCUCAUGAGAAGAGCUUGGUGUCAUUCACGGUCGACCAUAAAUCUCCGGGGGCACUCGCGGACGCCUUGGACAGCUUUAAAAAGUACCAGCUGAACCUGACUAGUAUUAAUAGCCGGCCCAGCAGGAUUCGCCCGUUCCAGUAUAUAUUCUUCGUGGAGUUCGAGGGGAGCAACCUCCACGAUCCUCAAGGAGUUGUCAAGGGUGCUUUUGAGCUUCUUGAUAAGGCCGCGCAGAGCUGGAGAUGGCUAGGAAGCUGGACAGAUCAGUUGUCUGCGAAAAUGGGUACAAGAUCGUGA
Molecule: messenger RNA, 999 nt
Organism: Pseudogymnoascus destructans
Lineage: Eukaryota; Fungi; Ascomycota; Leotiomycetes; Thelebolales; Thelebolaceae
Gene: PHA2
Product: prephenate dehydratase
Exons: 3
Coding region: 1-999 (332 amino acids)
Biological process (GO): L-phenylalanine biosynthetic process
Cellular component (GO): cytoplasm
Molecular function (GO): prephenate dehydratase activity; chorismate mutase activity
Source: RefSeq, a predicted model, not a curated record